This is a messenger RNA of Aedes albopictus (Asian tiger mosquito), 4019 nucleotides long. RefSeq names its product protein unc-79 homolog (gene unc79). Gene Ontology annotation, molecular function: protein binding. NCBI's taxonomy places the organism in Eukaryota, Metazoa, Arthropoda, Insecta, Diptera, Culicidae. The transcript has 10 exons. Bases 323 to 3049 code for a protein of 908 amino acids. The record is from RefSeq and is a predicted model, not a curated record.
AUGCAUAGCGAAAUGUUCAACACUGCGAAUUAUUGAUUUUUCAUCUCAUCAGCCAUCUUGAAUGACUGGAGGACGUCGUCGCGUAGGAAAAAUAGUCUUUAAAUAGUGUAAAACGGGAUUUAUGCAAGAAAGUUUGCAACGAAAGUCAAGAACAGCUUUCAUUAGCUUAUUUGUGGGUAAAGAAACUUAGCAGUUGUCGUCUGUGCUUAGUGUAUUAGGCGUCUAAUAAAAUGGGUGUGUUGUGAAGGGUUACAUAAGGUUCUUGGUUCGGAGAAAAUUAAGACGAAUGGUAUCAAGUAGUCCAACAAAAAGGAUAUAACAAAUGACGGGAAGUUUUAGAGUACAGCUCGUCAAUAUGGGCACCAGAGGAGCUGCAUUUCAAGCCAAAUUGCGAUGUCUACAUGAAUAUCAUGUACGGCUGCUUAGCAAUCAGAUUCCAACUCCAUCUGGUUCGGAUAUAGCAAAUACUAUCAAAUAUUUCUCGCAAACACUUUUAACUGUUCUAAAAGAUGUGCCAUGCUCUCCUCUGGAAAUGAUCAAGGAUCCUUCACUCGAUCAAUCGAGGAUGUCCAGCUAUCCAAACCUGGAAUAUCAAAAUCUAUACAAUGCACUCACCAUGCUGCUUGACGUAGCUUCCAGUAUCCAAAACGGAUUGAAUUUAUUUGGAAAAGCACUGCUGCAAUGUCUGGGAUGCAUUCUACCUUUUUUGGAUAAGGACUUGAUUGAUAACCUUCCCUAUCUAGCUGCAUCCAGUAUUUCCGUUCUUCCACCAUCGUUGCACCAAGAUAUAAUAAACUAUCUAUGUUAUUACAUAUUACCAUUUACGAUCACUCGCCAAAGUGAUGAUGACCAAGAAUGUCAUGCGUGCCAGUCGGUGUCUGCUGUUAUAAUGUUAGUAUUUCAGUAUUCGAAUAAUCCUGCACAUCAUUGUCAGCUUCUGGAAUCCUUGAUGAGACUCAAGCAUAACGUUGUAAAAGAUCUACUAUGCGUAAUCGCAUACGGUACUUCAGCAAGUCGAGCCUCUGCUGCUAAGUUGCUAUUCUACUAUUGGCCUGCGUUUGAUCCGAAUCUUUUUGAUCGCAAAGGAUUAUUAUGCAAGUUUACCAACAAUUUGAUACCAUUUGUUUGUCAAAGAGAAUCAUGUCCUAAUGCCGGCAAUGCUGAAGCCGUUAAGGUUUGCUACAAUCAUUGCAUUAGUAUAUUAUACGCCGUUGAUUCGCCCCCACCGCUGUAUCUGUGCAUCGAAUGUGCUAAUGAAAUACAUCGUGACCAUCCAGAUCUUUCGUUUGGAGAUAUACUGCAUCCGAUGCAGCAAGUGUCAAUGAUAUGUGAAAACAAGAAUUGCAGGUCGAGCGAUAAAUCAGCGGUGUCGAUUUGUUUUUCAAGCGAGUGUGCUAGUUACAACGGUAACCACCCUAUCCGAUACUGCUCUCAGUGCCAUGGCAACCGACACAACAGUAGGCGUGGAAUUGAUCACAUCGUGCAUCGCAGUCUACCGCCGAUGAUGAUGAUGGAUGCUGAGAUGCAAACGUACAUGGUGGAAGCGGUUAUAAGUCUUCUUCGAGAAGCAAAACCCUUGAAUUUGGACUUUGGAAGAGAUUCUUCUAGUGAUUCGAAGGGUAGUGCAGGAAAUGGAACACAAGACACGCUAACCUUAGAGGAUCGUCAACUGCUGGGCCGAUACGGAAUAUGGCUUUUGGUUGGCAGAUGCAAACCUACUGCCGAUACCCCGAUUGAAAUUCUAGGGCGUUUAUUAUCCAUGCUUUUCCAUUGGUUCCAUAUAACCGCGUACUCAUACGACGGACAAGCUGAGAGCACUUUGGAAAAACUCAAACUGGAGCACGUUUGCGGCUGGUUGAAGGAUGUUUGUGAUAGCCAUUAUAAAGAUUUCAUCGACUGUCUUCUCCCUCAUCCACCCGAAUAUUCCAGAGUGGGAGGGCAUUGGGAUACACUCGCUUCUAGAACUUCACAUCUCAAAGAAGGCCUACAGCGUCUGAUUUGUCUCAUACCAUACGAGAUUAUAAACCAACAAAUUUGGGAUACCGUGAUGCCGCAUUGGAUGGAAGCCGUCACAAACGACGUACCGGAAAAGGAGCUACCAGAACUGAAGAUUGUGCUGAGCAAAAUCCUAGAUCCUGACAUGUCACCAUUAGGAUUUGAUGCCAAGGCAAUGUACAAUUUCGUAACAAUUCGUUUUGAGAAAACAACCGCCAAGGUCCAACAGCAGGCCCUUCACUGGUUGCAGAAUUUGACGAAACUUGAAAUUUUGAUACCUCUGACGCAGCUGUUUGCAAUGUUUGGAGAUGGUGUUCGCAUAAUGAAGCACGGAAUGCAGGCCGAGUUCCACACUGAUAAGAUUGGGAAAGGCAGUGGCUCGAAAAUAGCGCGUGAUAAAGAACUUCAGCCUCCCAGAAGAAGCUCUAUCUCUCCUGUUGUUGAAGAUGACUCGGGAAAUACGUCUGCGAUUUCCGAUGAUGAGGCACCGAUAUCGAGACAUACUGAAUUUUCAACUGAUGCCGAGCAUAAUCUAACCUGCUGCAUUUUGAUGCUUGACAUAUUACUAAAACAGAUGGAACUUCAGGAUAUUGAACAACACAGCGGUAUUUACACAACUGUCUGCGACGGAGUGUGUAGACUACUGAAAUGCAUGGUUACGGCGGCAAAAGUGGGACUAGGAAAUCACAUUUGCUCAUCAAAGGAAUGUGGCUACUGUGAAGCAUCAGUGAUGUGGCAUCAGCUUUCGACAAAACUUGUUCAAUAUUUGGCCCCACUGGAUGCGGUUAGACCACCGGACGCUCCACUACCGGAAAUUAUAGACGACGAAAAACCGUCACGAAAGAGUCCUCCAGAAUCAGAAAAGGAAAGUAAAACUCGGGAUCGCGAUGUUUCCCUUUCUAUGGCACCUUUGCCCAUACCCCUUGGACCGCUAGGUCCAGUUCCAGUAGCGGUUCCUCAACCUGAACCUCACUCGGUUGGUGGCGUAUUAGUGCAUAUGCCGCAUGUUUGUUCUGUAUGUAUAUUUGAUUUUCAUUUCCCCUAUUUUUAUUAGACUCGAAUCAGCAACAAUUGAUCUAAUGAAAAUGUUUAUAUGUGACUAUCUUUUUCGAGUGAAUCAUUCUUAACAGAGCCACCCAAAAAACAAAUUCAAAAUUAAAAAAUAAAAUCGUAGUGGAAAAAAAGAAUCUGUUACGUUUUCACUUUUGUAAUUUUAUUUGGAGAAAUAUUUGCAAUUAUUUUAAUCUCUCAGAUUCCUGAUCGUGGGCGUGAAAAGGAUAUUUCACAAUUCAUCCACGCUACAGAUGAGGUACUUCUAAAUGUUAAAUAAAGCGGAAAAUGUAAAAAAUGCCAACUUUUCUGUUCUCAAGCGUUUUAUACGAUGGUUUAUUGUCUGUCCUUCAGGUGUUUUUCAUACGUGGUUUUCUUUUACAAAUAUUCUUUUCUCUUGAAUCAUCAAUACUUAUACUCAUUCUGUUUGUUUAGUAAACUCUCAUUAGUGUAUCAAUGUUCCUUUUUGCACUGUCUGGUCAAAACUACAUUUGUACAUUUGGUGUGUGGAUGUUUGAUAUCGAAAUUAUCAUGUAAAUAUAAGCAUUUUGAUUAUCAAUGACUUAAGCAGUUGUUCCAUAUAGUAAUACACCCGAUUUUUUUUUUUGCACGGGGGUGGUUUUUGCUAUAACUCAGUCAAUUUUCAAUCGAUUCUUAUGAAAUUUUGUACACAUUUAGGCGCAAUUCAAGACCAACAAUUGAAAAGGCCACAACAGCAUUUUGUAAACAAACAUGUUUCUAUCGACUUGAGGCUUUCUGAACUCCAACCAACACACCUCACCACCACUAACAGAUAGCACAAACAUCAAGCUUUCUGUUAAUGGUGGUGAGAUGCGUGGGUGGAUCCCAGAAAGCCCUAAGUCGACAGGAACGUGUGUGUUUACGCAAUGUUGAUGUGGCCUUUUCAAUUGUUGGUCUUGAAUUAGUACUACCGGUGUACAAAAAAAUAAGUCAGUUGGCUCAAAAUUGACUGA